Messenger RNA from Oldenlandia corymbosa var. corymbosa, 1284 nucleotides. Lineage: Eukaryota; Viridiplantae; Streptophyta; Magnoliopsida; Gentianales; Rubiaceae. The record is from the annotation of a GenBank genome assembly.
GGGCUUUUGUCUUUUAUCUCAAAAAAUAUAUCAAUCGGUUUAGAAAAAGGAAAAGAAAAAGAGCUCCGAUAGUUGGCUGAAUUGAUGAAAUAAUAUCACCAUUGGACCAGGAUCGACCAGUAAAUCUGCACCACGUCGUCCUCCGAUGAGCUCCAUCACCGCCGCGUCUCAGUCGCCGCAGCAGCAACAGGUGAAACGGAUAUUGGAGGGAGUAGAAGAUGAGCACGGGGGUGUGAUUGUCGAAAUGACCAAGGAGCCCUUGGACGCCUCCCUCUUUACUUCUUUACUCCAUUCUUCUAUUUCCGACUGGAAACGCCAGGGAAAAAAAGGUGUCUGGAUCAAAUUGCCAAUUGAACUUGUUAAUCUUGUUGAGCCUGCUGUUAAGGCAGGGUUCUAUUUCCACCAUGCAGAACCAAGUUAUUUGAUGCUCGUGCAUUGGCUUCCGGUUGUUGCGAACACUCUUCCAGCAAAUGCCUCACAUCGAGUUGGAAUUGGUGCUUUUGUCAUGAAUGACAAUGAUGAGGUUCUAGUUGUCCAAGAAAAGAGUGGAAAAUUUCGUGGAACAGGUGUUUGGAAGUUCCCGACGGGGGUUGUUGAUGAGGGGGAAGAUAUAUGUGAUGCUGCAGUCCGCGAAGUGAAAGAAGAGACUGGAGUUGAUGCAAAGUUUGUGGAAGUGUUAGCAUUCAGACAAAGUCAUAAGUCGUUCUUCGACAAGUCAGAUUUGUUCUUCGUCUGCAUGUUGCAACCUCUUUCCUUUGAAAUUCAGCCACAAGAAGCAGAGAUCGAGGCAGCCCAGUGGAUGCCAUUUGAAGAGUAUUCAGCUCAGCCAAUGGUGCAGAAAAACCAGUUGUUUCAGUACGUGUCAAAGGUUUGCCUAGCAAAGAAACACAGGCAGUAUGCUGGAUUUGUCCCGGUACCUGUGGGGAGUGAUCCUUUAGGGCAGGAAACAUAUUAUGUAUACUUAAAUAGGCAAAGCCUGAGUGGUUAUUAACAAACAAUUUAUAUGGGGACUCAACUGGUGAUUGAUUGGGAUUGGUGUUUGUGUGUGAACCCCCGGUUGGUCAUGUUUAGACUGAAAUGUUAAGAAAUAAGAAGCCCGCCUUGUAAGGUUUGCCGAGUAAUAUGUACACAAAGAUAAUUGUAUCCGCAUACAUUAUUUCAUUUUCUCUGCGGUUAGUUCAAUUCAGUAUUCAGAAGCUUAUUAGAGUGGAGAAUGGUGUUGUAGUAGGAACAAACAGAAUUAAAAGAAGUUUAAUGAGAUGGAGUAAAUGAUGAUAAUUUGGG